CAAUUGGUAGUUACUACUACUACUACCACUGGUGAUUGGACUGAGGGAAAUAUUUUGAUCUUUUUUGUUUCUUCAGAUUUUGAACACAAAAGAAAAAAGGGGUGGGGCAGAUUGCAAUGUGUAAUAGUGUGGAAUAUUAUAAUAAUCAUCCAUCCAUCCAUCGUGAGAUGAAAUUAAAUCUAGAUUGUUCUUUCUCUUCAUUCGAUAGAUUUAUUCAUAUUCCUUUCAUUUCAUCAGAUAAUCAAGUAUCUCAUCCUAAUUCAUCAUCCCAUUUCAAUUGAUCUUAUUCUAAUAAGGGAGAUAACCACAGAUAAGACCAACCAACUAACGCAUCAUCAUCACUAUGCCUAUUUUUGGGGAUAAGCCGUUGACUUCGAUCACCAUCAAGAUCAAUCAAAUGAGCGAGGCUCAUAGAUAUGAUGAAGAUGAUGAUAUCGAUGAUACUCUUGAACUUCAUUUAUCCAAUCUUUUAGAAUUAAUCAAAAUUCAAUCAUCUUCAGGUGCAACUGAAGCUGCUAGAGCCAUUCGAAAAAAAAUUAAAUAUGGUGAAUCAGUUGAUGAACAAUUAAGAGCUCUUAAUAUCUUAGAAUUAUUAAUUUUAAAUUCAGGUAAAAAGAUUGGUCCUGUCAUUGCUAGAGAUGAUAAAUUAAUUGAUGUUUUAAAAGGGAUCUUAAAUGGUAAUGGUAAAACUAGUGUUGGUGCAUCAUAUGAUAAAGAUGUUCAAGAUAAAGUAAGAAAUUUAGCCAUUGGUUGGAAAACUGAAUUAGAAGAAUUAGAUGGUUAUAAAUAUUUCGCUUGUUUAUGGCAAUUCAUUCCUAAAGGUUCUAAAUCAAGAGGUGGUAAUCGUCCUUCAUCAAGAUCAGUAUCAUCUCCUAAAUCUAGCUCUCGUGAUGUUGACGAUGAUGAUGAUGAUUACGGUACUGGAAGUAGCAGUCGUCGUAGUCGUGCUAAUACUAAUGGUUAUGAAGAUGACGAAGAUGUGUAUUCAUCCUCACCACCAUAUUCACGUCCUAAAAGUCCAAGAACUCCAAGAUCACCACCUCCACCUCGUCCAAAGACUUCAUCUCCAUACACUGAUAGCAACAAGGAUAAUAAAAAGAAAGAUAAAAAAGAUAAGAAAAAGCGUAAAUUUAGACGUCCAGGGGUUAAAUAUGCUGAUGCAGAAUUUCAAAUUCCUCAAAUUAAUUAUACUUUGGAAGCUCCAAAAAUUAGAACCUUAAUUGGUCAAUGUCAUACUCAUACUACCGGAUUAAAUAAUGCUUUAAUCACUUUACCAGCUCAUGAAUCACCUACUGAUAAUCAAAAAAUCAAAUCCGAAUUUGAAAAAUGUAAAAAGAUAAGACGUAAAGUAUUAAGAUAUUUACAAUUUGUGGGAGCAGGUGGUGAAGAAGACAAGACUCCUGAAAUAAUAGCUAUGGAUGAAGAAUUCCUUGGUAGUUUAAUUGGAGCUAAUGAAUUAUUAGUGGAAACUUUUAAAGCAUUUGAUACUAAAUGUGGGGUUGUUAGUUCAGGCCCCGCCCCAACUUAUGGUGAAGAAGAACCUGAAGAAGGUGAUGAUGAAAGUUAUAGUGGUGAGAGUUAUUAUACUACUGAUUCUGAUGAUGAUGAGUAUGAAGAACAAGAACAACUGAUUAGUCAAAGAUUAGAACAAACUACAAUUGAAGGUAGUAGUAGUCGUACCCCAUUAUCAGGUAGAAAAUCUCCACCACCUCCACGUCCUGCUAAACCUCCAAAAUUAGUUAGUAGAUAUGUUGAUGAAACCCCAGUCGCUGCUCCACCUCCAAAACAAAGUAUUAAAAAGACAGCUCAAAAUCCUGCUGAUGAUAAUGAUCCAUUUGGUGAUAGUAAUGAAGUUCUGCAUCUUAAAUCAAUCUACGAUUAGUAUUAUAAGUCUCAAUUUGCAUCAUAUUUUUUUCUUUGUUUUAUUAUUGUUCUA
This is a messenger RNA of Scheffersomyces coipomensis, 1936 nucleotides long. RefSeq lists its product as uncharacterized. NCBI's taxonomy places the organism in Eukaryota, Fungi, Ascomycota, Pichiomycetes, Serinales, Debaryomycetaceae. Gene Ontology annotation, biological process: endocytosis; actin cortical patch localization; actin filament organization. Bases 344 to 1882 code for a protein of 512 amino acids. The transcript has a single exon. The record is from RefSeq and is a predicted model, not a curated record. Gene Ontology annotation, cellular component: actin cortical patch. Gene Ontology annotation, molecular function: ubiquitin binding; phosphatidylinositol binding.